AUGUCAGACUUGUGUGUACCAAAGGCUAUGGCUGACACCACCGAGAUUAAUAAACCCUUCAGCCCAGAGGAGACCCGGAGGAUUGUGCAUCAUUUGCAGCAGCCCGCAGUUUUCCUGAACAUGACCUGCGACUGGCCUGUUCUCCACUGGACAGCAGAGCAUCUGUCAAGCUGUCUUGGUGACAGACUCAUCCGAUUCCGACUUGGGAGAAAAGAGAAGACAAAAGCUCCGGCUCCUCUUUUUGAGACCCAGUGUUCCUACGUGGAGGCCAGUGUAGCUCAGUUUCUCAGCUGGACUCAGGGUCAGUCUGGAACAGACGUGGGGCCUUUUUCUGAGUACUCCUACUCAGAGUACUGGGCUUAUGCUGACUACAAAUAUAUUGCCAUGAUGUUUCAAGAUCAGCCUUUCAUGUUUGAGCAUGUAAAAUGGUCCGAGUUUGGCUUUGAGGGACGUAAUGGGAGAGAGAGCACCUUAUGGAUCGGCACAGAGGGAGCCAACACACCAUGCCACCUGGACUCUUACGGCUGUAACCUUGUACUGCAGGUGCAAGGACGGAAGCGCUGGCACCUCUUUCCCCCGGAGGAUACAGCUAAGCUUUACCCAACUAGAAUCCCCUACGAAGAGUCAAGUGUCUUCAGCCAGGUGGCUGUUCUUCAUCCUGACCUGAGGAGAUUCCCUGCCUUCCACGGUGCCAGUGAACACAUCGUCACUCUACAGCCAGGACAGGUGCUCUAUGUCCCCAGGCACUGGUGGCAUUAUGUAGAGUCAGUGGAUCCUAUCACCGUCAGCGUCAACUCCUGGAUCGAGCUGGAAGUGGAUGACAUCGCCAGAGUUGGCGAGGCUGUGACUAAGACGGUUGUCUGUGCCAUUAAAAGUGCUCGAAGCGAUGACAACACUGACAACUGGCUCAACCCCACUGAGGAAGAAGUAACAUCCCAUAAUGACAAUAUGCAGUAUCUGAACCUGGCGGUGAGAGCUUGGGCUCAGAAACAAAGGAGUUCCUGCCACAGCAAACUGAGCCCAGAGUUGCGAGACACCUGUCGAGUCAAGCGCGACUCGGGUGGGCAAAUCAAGAAAAAUAGCGAUCGGGUUAGGAAUUGCGCACCCUUCAGUAUUCCCUACGGACCACAUCUCAUCUCUGUACGCUGUCAGGAAGAACUGAGGAGGACGACCCCCGAAGAUGUAGAGGUCAACUCUUCCAGCAACGGCGCAGUCAGAUCUCAAGAGGACUGCGCUGUCAGCUCCGAUCCAGCACAGACAACCAGGUUUGCAGCUGCUGUCAGACUCGAUCAGAGAACACGUGGACGUAACGCUGGUUCAACUCGGUGUAGAGAAUGUGACUGUGCAGACGGGACAUCAAAGAACCUGUCAGAGGAUUAUAAGGCAUCAACGCAUACAACAAUAACCACUAACGACUUGUUAGACUGCCUGGUGCAUCCAGACAUCAUCACCCGUGUCACUGAGCUGCUUCUAGAAAAGUUACUUGUUCGCUCCCCAGCUCCUGCAGCUGUUGACGUGCCUGUGGGCAAGAUGCUGAACCCCAGGUACCCUCGAUGA
Messenger RNA from Neolamprologus brichardi, 1557 nucleotides. Lineage: Eukaryota; Metazoa; Chordata; Actinopteri; Cichliformes; Cichlidae. The record is from RefSeq and is a predicted model, not a curated record.